AUGGAGAGAGCCAACCGCACGUUGGUCACUGAAUUUGUCUUCCUGAGAUUUUCUGACUCCGCUCAUCUCCAGCUGCUCUUCUUCUGCCUCUUCCUCAUGAUCUAUUUCUUAUCCCUGGUGGGCAAUGCACUCAUUGUGCUCAUUGUGGCCCUGGAUGGCCGUCUCCACACUCCCAUGUACUUCUUCAUCUGCAAUCUCUCCUUGAUAGAGCUGUGGUACACCACAGUCACUGUGCCCAAAAUGCUGGCCAAUUUUCUUUGUCCCCAAGGAGUCAUCUCAGUUCCCAGCUGCAUUGCCCAGUACUACUUCUUCUUCUCUUUGGCUGGCACUGAGCUCUUCAUCCUCACCACCAUGGCCUUUGACCGCUAUGCUGCCAUCUGCCGACCACUCCACUAUCCACUGUUACUCAGCCCCCAAACUUGUAGUACCCUGGCUGGGAUCUGCUGGUCUGUAGGGUUCCUCUGCCCCAUGUUCCCUUCAUUCCUCCUUGCACAAAUCUCCUUCUGCACCCCCAACCAGAUCAAUCACUUCUUCUGUGAUGCUGAUCAGAUUUUCCGCCUUUCCUGCACAGAUACAUAUGCCAUCCAAGUGGUGGGCUAUGCUCUUAGCACUGUCGUUAUUCUAGGAGCCUUGGUCUUUACCAUGGCCUCCUAUGCCCAAAUCAUGGUCACUAUUUUAGCCAUGGCCUCUGCUACUGCCAGACGCAAGGCCUUUUCCACAUGCACGGCCCACCUUUCUGUGGUCACUAUCUACUUUGGAACUCUCAUCUUCAUGUAUGUCCGCCCAGCAGUAAAAUAUGAGUCAAACAUCAACAAGAUUGUGGCCAUCUUCUACUCAGUGAUCACCCCACUUCUCAAUCCUCUCAUCUAUACACUCCGCAACAAGGAUGUCAAGGAUGCUCUGAAGGUGUUGGUAUCCCGGAUCCAAAGGAUCUGCCACUCAAGCAGGGAGUCUCAGUGA
Messenger RNA from Equus quagga, 960 nucleotides. RefSeq names its product olfactory receptor 6N2-like. NCBI's taxonomy places the organism in Eukaryota, Metazoa, Chordata, Mammalia, Perissodactyla, Equidae. The record is from RefSeq and is a predicted model, not a curated record. The coding region runs from base 1 to 960 and encodes 319 amino acids. Gene Ontology annotation, biological process: G protein-coupled receptor signaling pathway. Gene Ontology annotation, molecular function: G protein-coupled receptor activity; olfactory receptor activity. Gene Ontology annotation, cellular component: membrane. The transcript has a single exon.